CCUUCUUACUUGUGACGGAUAAGCGUGUACUGACAAUGGAUAGGCGGUGUUUACGUCGGGAUGUCAAAUGGAUUAAAAUAUCAAACACACAUACGACGACUUGAACAUGGGUGUAGGCGUCGUAAUACUUCAAUUGUGUGUGUUAGUUAAAAGUGAAAAGGAAAUGAAAUGUAUUCCAGAAACAAAAGACAUCGCUCAUCCCUUCACAGUUUACACCUGUCUUCAGAUAACAUAAAUACCUCAGGUAAACAUGUUGACACACCUCCACGUGAUAUAUAUCUGGAUCUUAUAACAUCGUCAAGACUUUUGGACGCACGUCUCAGCAGGAGAUUCAGUGAUCGUCAGAACCAAGGAGAUGGAUCUAGUUCUGGUGCGGAGAGGACCUACAACAGAGAUUCUGACAGUGUGGGAGGAGAUGGGGUGUCUGAGUGGGGGGCUCACAAUGCUCCGCACAAUGCCUACAACAUUGAGUCUCCAAGAGUCAGUACAGACAGCUUUAUUCCGUAUGGUAUCCGAUCCAGGCCCCCUGAAAGGGGAAAAUGGCUAGCUUAUGCUAAAAAUAUUAAACCACGAAAACAGCAGGGGGGGAUCUAACUUGACAAAGGCACAGAGUAUGGAGAAUAUCGAUAUCAGCAGCAAAUAUCCCAGAUUACAGAAUUCCAAUUUUUAUCAAAAUCUCCAUAAGAAAUAUCCUCAGGCUUUUCAGCGUCGACUUUCUUCAGAGGCAAAGACACGCAGACCUCGAAGAUUGUUUAAUUCAGGUUUAUAUGUGCGGUCCCAAGAUGACACAUAUGACUCUGAUGAUACCAGGAGUGUAUGUUCUGAGAGACCCAUAUCUAGUUUCGAGCAUGAUUUAAGGGAAUUUCUGAGCUAUGGGGAUCCUCAGUAUGACCGUGACUGUCGUACUAGUCCAACGCCAUCCAUGAUGUCUGACCUAACAGUGAAGGAACGACUUAAUGCAACUUCUGAUAGACUAUAUCACCUUUUGUACAGUGGAGUCCCUCAAGGUCGCUAUAAAAACAGCUAUGACCCUGGACUGACACCAAGGUCAGAGGUCACUCCAAGGGCACGCAGGUCAAGGACCAGUAGUGUAUCAUCAGAUUUGCAUGGAUUUGAUGACCUUGACAACUUGUCAUCACCACGACACUUGGACCCUUACCACAAUAUACUAGACACUAAUAGCCUGUCACAUGAGGAACAUAUACACUCUCUACAGCGGCAGUUGGAACACAAGGACAGACAACUGAGAACAUACAGACAGAAACUUGACCUCGAUGCAGCAGGUAGAUUCAGCAAUAGCUUCAAACAUUCUGAGGACCUUGACUCCUCAUACACGCGAGUGAUCAGUCCGGACUCCCCACCAGAUAGUGCUAUUGAUGUCGAUUCUUCAUCAGUACAGUCUGUUAUCUCCAUGGAUACCAGAUAUCACCACAACACAGACAAUUCCUCAACAGAUGUCAAAUACUCACCAGACACAUUGCAGAGAAAUGGAUAUUUGCCAAAUUCGGAUGCCAAUUACUUUGUGAAUGACUUGGACAGUUUUACACUUACUGAUGUUAUACAGGAAGUGGAUGAGGAAAACUUGGCCACUGAUGUCAGUGGCACAGUUGCCUCAAACAGCAGUGGCACUUCUGUGGCCACGAACAAAGCCCAUGAAGAAGGUCUGAGUGGUACAGAUGACCGAGAACAGGAUGGAGGGUCAACAGACAAGGUGUCCCAGGCACCAAACACCAGUCCCCUGGAGUCAGAGGCCGAGACAAUGAUGCAUGAGAUAGUACAACAUACACUCUCCAGGAUACCAUCCAAUGGUCUUCUUAACAGGACAGACAGUUCAAAUGGCAAGGAUCUUCAAAAGAUACCUGUCAAUGACCAUCUCAAUUCACCUGGAAACAGAGUUACCAGUACUCCUGGUAAUGACCUUCACACUUCACCUUGCAGUGACCUUCCGUGUUCAUCUGGCAAAGACAUUCACAGUACUCCUGGCAGUGACUUUCACAAUACCCCUGGCAAAGACCUUCACAGCUCACCUGACAAUAAUUGUGUAAAGACAGAUUUUCAGAAACAAAAUAUUAGUCAUGUCUAUGUAGAUGAGGAAGUCGAUGAUUCAGAUCCACGUCUUGGUAUUCCAGAAGUAAAAUCCUGUAACGAGACUCUAAUACAAGAACGAUACCAUAAGAAAUGCCAAAAAAUUAGGUAUCAUACUAAACGUCGUUGUAUAACUCCUAGGGAAAAAACUGAUGGUGCUGCAGUAUAUAGAGUUAGAUCUCAAAGUGAUGAUCCAGUAUCCGUCUUAUGUUCCCCAAGGUCUCCUAGUAGCUCUGUAGCCAGCAAUGACAAACUUCAAAAAUCCAAACUGCAUCAGUCAAAUCAGAGUUUAAAUGUGAUUACUGAAAAACCAGAUUUACGAUCACGUAGGCUGGUAUCAGAAUCAGAUAUCAGAAAUGUUGGUUUAGAAAACACUGGAAUAUUUUUCUCGAAGUCCUCAAAUACUGGAUCAUUGGGGUCAUUUGAAUCCAGUUUGUCAACUGAUACUCUGGUGGCCUCCCAGCAGACCUUAACAGAAGAGGACCUUACAGAAUCCUACCCUAAAAUCAGUUUGCAUUCUCAUUCACCUAGGAAGAAAAUUCGUUUUAAGAAUAUUUUCAAGGGUAAGAAAGGUCAUUACAAUCCAUCUCAAGUAGAAGCUAAUUUGCCAGUUGAUUUAGAGGCUAUGUUAAAACGUUCAUCUGUGUCAGACUUAUCACAUAACCAGGAAGUUAAUCAAAAUUUCUACUCUGUGCAAUAUGAAAAGUCAAAACAUUACAGCCAUCAUGCUGAAUUAGGAGAAUCAGAUGACUAUGUUGGAAUUGAAAGUCCUCCAUUUGUUAAUAAACUUCAAGGUGCUAAAGAAUUAACUGAUGUCAAGGAGAAUCUGUCCGAGGUCAAGGACUGCCAUGCUGCUGAACAUUGCUCUACUGUGAAUGGAACAAAUGAAUGUUUAGAUGUUUCAGCAGAGCUCAGACCACCUCCUGCCUACAGCACCCAUCUGGAAGACAGUCAGCUGACUGCUUAUGAAGCUGCCCUGGUCAAUCUUGACCAGAAUGGACUGGACAUUGAUGAGUUGAUUGAUAGUGACUCAGAUAGUGUGUACUCAGCUAAGCCAGUAGUUAUAGAUUCAAAACAGAAAAAACAAAACAGGAGUCAUGAAACACAGGAAACAAGUGAUGGGGGAGAGGCGGAUAGGACACAGGUAGGACUGCAAUCCAGAGAUAUGGUGGAGAAAGAAGGAGAUGACACUCUAGAUUCUGAGGAUGAAGUAUUUACACUGGAUAAUACGGAAACUACAGAAAAAACGCUAGACAACCAGGCUUAUCCUCACCUAAACAGGGAGGAAACAGAACUGGGAAAACAAGUUUAUAUUGACAGAACAAAAGAAGAUACAGAUGAGGAUAGUCAGACUGAUACAUUAAGUCAGAGAAGUAUACCUGGUGUUAUAAGCUGUGGUAAAAUGGAUGUAGUACCUGCCAUCAGUGGUCAAGACCAGGGAUCAGAGCAAGAAUAUCAGGGCUCAGAGCAAGGCUAUCAGGGGUUGGAGCAGGGAGAUCCAGGGUCAGAGCAAGGAGAUCAGGGGUCAGAGCGAGGUGAUCAGGGGUCAGAGCAAGGAGAUCAGGGGUCAGAGCGAGGUGAUCAGGGGUCAGAGCAAGGAGAUCAGGGGUCAGAGCGAGGUGAUCAGGGGUCAGAGCAAGGAGAUCAGGGAUCUGAUCAAGGUGAUCAGGAGUCAGAACAAGGUGAUGAGGGAUCAGAGCGAGGUGGUAAGGGGUCAGAACUAAGAGAUCCAGGGUCAGUGCCUGGAAUCGAUACAGAUGAUAAGGAUUCAGCACCAGUGGAAGGGCCAUAUGCCACAGUGAUUGUGCACAGUGACACCGGUGUUACACAAGGGGCACAGUUUAACUCAGAUUCCAAUGCUUAUUCUGAAGUGGAACAUGCAGACAAAAUCCAGGAGUCCGAUGGUAUCAAGGGAGGUAAGCAGAUGAAGCAGUUCUCCUUCACAGCAGCAGGUGGCCAUGUGGACGACAGCAUCACCGUGUUGGACCAAAACACCUCUCAUGUACCAAAGAGGGAUUACCAAAGGGAGGAGAGUAACCUUGUAAGGAGUAAAGAACUGAGUGCAUCCAAACAGUCACUAAGUGACAAGGUCAGGUCAUCUGCAAAGAGCAAGUUCAAGGCCAUUCGUAAGGCAGUUAGUCUAGACAAGGGCCUGAACAAAGCAGGGACAGACAACUCUGGUGACACCACAAAGGAAAAAACCAAGGAGAAGAAAAAGUCAGGCUUUAAAAUGCCCAAGAUAAAAAAUCCUCUCCACUUUGGAAAAAAGAAAUCAAAACUGCCUAUACCUCCAGUCUCUAAUAUUGGGAAAAAUGACAGUGCUGACACAGAAACUCCAGCAGAAAAUAACAAAAAUGAUGAAGACCAGAAAGAUGAUGGUAAGCGUAGAGGUCCGGUAUGGAAUGUGUCCUCAUGUCAGUCCUUGGAGUCCCUGGAUAACACAGUAGAUCCUGGACUGGUGGGGAACAAUGGUCCCCACGGAAAACUCCUCAAACUCAAUCAGGAUGGAACACAGGUCAUACAAGUUCACAAACCUAAACACGGACCGGUUGGAUUUUUCAUUGCUAGAGGCAAUGCACAGUUUAACCAUGGAGUGUUUGUGUCACGGUUCACCGAUACUCCUCAGGAAGCUGUGUACUCUGGUUUGCUGUGUGUGGGCGAUGAGAUACUGGAGAUGAACAAGUUUGUGCUGAGAGACCUGGCUCUUGAUGAUAUCUAUGACAUCAUGGCUGCCAAAGAAACGCUGGUGAUGACAGUUUUACCACUGAUGGCACGAAAAGAUGUAUGAUCAAUCUUCUGUGUACCCAUCUGUAUACCACAUUUAGUUGGUAGAACAGGUACCUUCAAAGGACAAAUACUCUUCUAUAACACCGGGUACUCUGGACAAGAAAAAAAUUUGUUGUCAAAAUCCAUAUCACACCUUUUAUGUAUAAAUACUGUAUGCCUGUUACAAUAAUGUACAUACUUUUCUUGCCAAUGACAUUUUUAUCGCAGAAAAUAAUAUAGGUUUAUCUAUUAACCACAACGACAUAUAUACCAAUAUAUAUUGUAACAGGUGUACCAGUAUACAUUACAGGUUUAUUGGAAAGUUAAUUAGUCCGCCACAGAUCCGGACUAGUAUAUUAUUGUGUCCUAGUCCACACUUCUCUCUUGUGCAGGCUCCAUCUCCUGUACUACUUGUCACUGGAAUGCCAUACUUAAAGCAUAAGUUUACGUGGGUGAGGUGGUGUGCCCUGUAUCGAAAAUGAGUCACUCUGACUUACAUUAUGACCUUUUAUGACCUACAUCUGUUAGGAGACUGUAAUUGGUUAAAUGUUUUAUUUUACUUAAGUCAAUGAUAUAUGAAUUACAUUUACAUUGGUUUUGAAUGUGUAGACCAGCAUUCUGUUUGGUGGUCAGCAGUAAGUGGACUAGUGUUUUAGAAUUAAGAUAAAAACACAAACUAUUUCUUAAAUCAAUGUUCACUCAAAACUGCCACUUUGAACAAAAGAAACAAAGAGUUAGCAAACGUUCUCUUGUUAAUUACAGUACAGAUUGUGUUUAGUGUGUGGAUGGGACCUGGUGAUGGAUGUCUUUGUAUUGAUAUUUGAUUGUACUGUGGACUGUAUACACGCUGCUGUAGACAGUAUACUCACAAAUAUGGUGUAGUAUUUGUAACAUUGCUACUCUCAGCAUGCAAGUGUAGUAUUGGAGUAUUAUGACCUAUGAUCUUUGAUGACCAAGUAAUUAUGCAAAAGUUAGGACAUUAUGACCUCUAGUUUUACUGUAUAUACAUAAUAUACUUAGUAGGUGUGUAUAACAUAUAACCUCUAGUGUCACUGCAUGCUAAGUAGUUGGAUUAUAUGACCUAUGACCUUGAAGGUUAUUGCAUACUAGACAGUUGGUGCACAUGACCCAUGACCACUAGUAUUACGUACAUGGUAGUUAAUGUAUAUAACCUAUGACAUCUAGUGUUACUGUAUAUACCUGGCAGUAGGAGUAUACAACCUGUGACCUCUAGUGUUAUUGACAUGGUACAGUAGUUGAUGCAUAUGACCUCUGACCUCUAUAUGCUCUAGAGGUCUAAUAGUACUGUAUACAUUUAAAGAAGGAGUAUGACCUAUAUCAUUUAAGGUUACAAUGUACUUGGUUUGGGGUAUAUGGCCAGUGCCAUCUAUAGCUAAUGUUAAUACCAGGAAGUUGGGGGAUAUGACCUCUAGUGUUAAUAUUUACCUGGUAGGAGUGUAUGAUUUAUGACAUCUAUUGUUAAGUAUACACAGAACCUGUUAGGGUUUUGUGACCUAUGACCUGUAGUGUUGAGCAUACAGAAUCUGUUAAGGGUGCAUGACAUAUGACCUCUUAUGUGAUUUAUGACCUCUAGUGUUGAGCAUACAGAAUUUGUUAGGGGUGUAUGACCUUUGACCUCUUGUAUGAUUUAUGACCUCUAGUGUUGAGCAUACAGAAUUUGUUAGGGGUGUAUGACUUAUGACCUAUUGUGGAUUUAUGACCUCUAGUGUUGAGCAUACAGAAUUUGUUAGGGGUGUAUGACCUUUGACCUCUUGUAUGAUUUAUGACCUCUAGUGUUGAGCAUACAGAAUUUUUUAGGGGUGUAUGACCUCUUGUGUGAUUUAUGACCUCUAGUGUUGAGCAUACAGAAUUUGUUAGGGGUGUAUGACCUUUGAACUCUUGUAUGAUUUAUGACCUAUUGUGUGGAGCAUACAGAAUUUGUUCGGGGUGUAUGACUUAUGACCUCUUGUGUGAUUUAUGACCUCUAAUGUUGAGCAUAGAGAACUUGUUAGGGGUGUAUGACCUAUGACCUCUCGUGGUAAGCAGACAACAUAUCUACCAGUAUAUAUUGUUAAGGGUGUGUGACAUAUGACCUUAGU
Messenger RNA from Pecten maximus, 6950 nucleotides. RefSeq lists its product as uncharacterized. The coding region runs from base 551 to 4873 and encodes 1440 amino acids. Gene Ontology annotation, molecular function: protein kinase C binding. The transcript is spliced from 8 exons. Gene Ontology annotation, cellular component: nucleus; cell cortex; apical plasma membrane. The record is from RefSeq and is a predicted model, not a curated record. NCBI's taxonomy places the organism in Eukaryota, Metazoa, Mollusca, Bivalvia, Pectinida, Pectinidae. Gene Ontology annotation, biological process: regulation of cellular localization; centrosome cycle; establishment or maintenance of cell polarity.